AUGUCUAUUUCCCCACAAUUAACAAAAUCAAGCCCAAUCGACGAUGACAAGGCCGAAGACGACUGGUCAGGACUAACCGACCCGGCAGAACGCCGCAGACGACAAAAUCGAAUUAAUCAGCGUGCCCGCCGGAGACGACAACGAUCCGAGGCGAAUAAAGACAUCCACCCGAAAAGCGUAGUCGCCUCCGUCCCUGCAUCCUCUGCGACCGCACUUGUCCGCUCAAAAGAGAGCAGCGCCCUAGAAAAUGGCGAUCGCUGCUUCAAUAACGGGUUUCUACGCGCCCUGAUGAAUACAUUCACCAGUACGGCCUACGAAAGCUAUAUGACAGGCUCACCAACCUCGGAUCACCUCUUGACCCUCACCAAAGUCAACGUUUUUCGUGCAUUCGGGAAUAAUCUUCGCCUGGCUGGAGGCUGCUUGGACAAUAUGGAGGAUGACUCGAUCUCCCACUUCAAUACGGAGGCACCGAGAAAUGCCAAACUAGUGGAAGAUAGCAUGCCGCUUAGCUUACGACCGACGCGAGUCCAAAAAACCAUACCACAUCACCCUUGGUUGGACUUCUUUCCUCUGCCUAAAAUGCGCGACAACAUGAUCCAAGCGGGCGAUGAAUGGGACGAUGAGCAACUUUGUGUUGAUAUAAUGGGAUUUUGGAAUAUAGGUUCUGCAGAGAACUCUGGUCUGAUCGUCUGGGGCGAACCGUGGGAUAUCAAUAAUUGGGAGGUGACCGAAGCGUUUCUCAAGAAAUGGGCUUGGAUUGUCCGAGGGUGCCCAGAGUUGAUGAUAUCCACGAAUAAAUGGCGGGCGAAGCGAGGGGAGAAGCUCAUAUUCCGCUAUAUCUAA
Penicillium cosmopolitanum is the source of this 843-nucleotide messenger RNA. RefSeq names its product DUF3425 domain-containing protein. Bases 1 to 843 code for a protein of 280 amino acids. The transcript is spliced from 2 exons. NCBI's taxonomy places the organism in Eukaryota, Fungi, Ascomycota, Eurotiomycetes, Eurotiales, Aspergillaceae. The record is from RefSeq and is a predicted model, not a curated record.